AACAAAGGGGCUGGAACCAGAAAGAGCGCUCCCCUUUAAAUCCGAAUGCACAUCCAUUUAAUGAACUGCGCUGCCUGCAUCACUUCGCCUGGCUUUUGUCUUUUGGGAUCUUUUAUUUCAUCCCGCACGAUUGCUGGCCAAUACACCUUUUUGCGUGUAGUUCUCCAUAAAACCCAAAGAAGAAGAAUACUUCGCAUCACUGGUUGGCGGUGGUUGUAUGGUUAGUGUUGUGUUUAGAUCUGGCCGUGGUGUUUACAAUACCACACUCCGAAUGCGAUGGGAAUGCUGAAGAAAUGGCUUUAAAACGAAUUGUUCUCACGUUACUGACCCUGUUUGGGUUCGUAGCCAUCGGUGAUGCCCUGCGGUGUAACUGCACCAACUGUGUGAAGUCUGGUUAUGAAUGUGAGACUGACGGGGCGUGCAUGGCCUCCACCUCCUUCAUCCAGGGGCGAGAGCAGCAUGUAAGGAUCUGUAUUACCAGAGACAGCCUUGUGCCCCCUGGCCAACCUUUCUACUGUCUGAGUGCUGAGGGACUGCUCAACACACACUGCUGCUACACUGACUACUGCAACCGCGUCGACCUCAAGGUCCCCUCGCUCCCAGUGAGCUCUGGUGGCCCCUGGGGGCCGGUGGAGCUUGUGGCUGUGAUCGCAGGGCCAGUCUUCCUGCUGUGCAUGCUGCUGCUGCUGGGAGUGUUCCUGUUCCAACACCACCAGAGGACCUACAGGCAGAGGCUGGAGGUGGAGGACCCCUCCUGUGAACACCUCUACCUGGCCAAGGACAAGACCCUGCAGGACCUCAUCUACGACAUGUCCACCUCCGGGUCUGGUUCUGGUCUGCCCCUGUUUGUGCAGCGUACCGUGGCCAGGACCAUUGUUCUGCAGGAGAUCAUCGGGAAAGGCCGCUUUGGGGAGGUGUGGCGGGGGAAGUGGCGUGGAGGAGACGUGGCGGUGAAGAUCUUCUCUUCCCGGGAGGAGCGGUCGUGGUUCAGAGAGGCUGAGAUCUACCAGACCGUCAUGCUGCGACACGAGAACAUCCUGGGAUUCAUCGCCGCCGACAAUAAAGAUAACGGCACAUGGACCCAGCUGUGGCUGGUGUCAGACUACCAUGAGCACGGCUCUCUGUUUGACUACCUGAACCACUACUCCGUGACAAUCGAGGGUAUGAUCAAACUGUCCCUGUCUGCUGCCAGCGGCCUGGCUCACUUGCACAUGGAGAUACUGGGAACGCAGGGCAAACCUGGCAUCGCCCACCGUGAUCUGAAGUCUAAGAAUAUUCUGGUGAAGAAGAAUGGCAUGUGUGCCAUCGCUGACCUUGGGCUGGCAGUACGCCACGAGUCAAUCUCUGAUACUAUAGACAUCGCCCCUAACCAGCGCGUUGGCACCAAGAGGUAUAUGGCUCCAGAGGUCCUGGAAGAGACCAUCAACAUGAAACACUUUGACUCGUUUAAGUGUGCUGACAUCUACGCUCUGGGGCUGGUGUACUGGGAGAUAGCACGCCGCUGCAACACUGGAGGUAUCCAUGAAGAGUACCAGCUACCCUACUUUGACCUGGUGCCCUCUGACCCUUCCAUAGAUGAGAUGAGGAAGGUGGUGUGUGACCAGAGGCUGAGGCCUAAUGUGCCCAACUGGUGGCAGAGCUACGAGUCUCUUCGUGUGAUGGGUAAGAUCAUGAGAGAGUGCUGGUACUCUAACGGAGCGGCCCGCCUCACAGCUCUACGCAUCAAGAAGACCCUGUCUCAGCUCAGUGUCGAAGAGGACAUCAAGAUGUAAGAUCAGUGUGGGACGGACAGCAGAGCCAUGUAGCUCACUGGAGACGCACAACUACAGAAGACAUGAGGUGUGUCCCAAAAGGCACCCUAUUCCCAGUGUAGUGCACUACUUUUGACAAGGGCCUAUAGAGCUCUGGUUAAAAGUAGUGCACUAUAUAUGCACUAGAGUGCCAUUCGGGACCAGGCUACAGAGGACUAACACUACACAGGGAAAGGACUGAGACCAAAUCCUGCCAGUUUAAAAGCCACACGCCAAGUUGUGACGAUGCCUACCUCACCUUUUUAGCCCAAACUACUGAGAAUCUCCCCACUGACCCUCCUCUCUUCUUCCUCCCUCCCUCCCUUUGUUCUCCUUCACCAUGUUAUCCCAACCUCCUCUCCUUCCCUUUUCACCACACUACAACACUACCACUGUUAAUACUACUAUUAUUAUCAGUGCAAAUCGCCCUGUUCAGUUUUUGUUUUGUGUUCCGAGGCAGGAAUUAUUACUAUUGUACAGUGACAGGAAUUUUGUUUUAAAUAUUAUUUUUUACAUCUUUUAAGAAAAACAAGAUUUUCCCACAAUGGACUAGCUACAUCUUGAAAACACAUUUUUUAGUUAAAGAAUAUUGUGUUAUGAGUUUGACUUAUUUGUUUUCAUGGCAACACAUUGCUUUUUGGAGCAUGUGGGAGAGUAGCAGAAGCACUGUUUUCGUCCCCCAGCCCAACCGUCUCUACAGGAUGAAACCAACCUACCAUAUAAGGCAGGAAAGUCACUUCUAUAGCGAUGUCCCAAUAUACAUCAGCAGAGUAGACUGCAGACAUUCCUAUACUGCUUUCAGAAGCCUGGAACAGCCUGGAAUAGCCUGUAGUUUAUUGGUCAUUUAACAUUGUGUUUUAUUUAAGCAGACAAAGUGUGCAUUCUGCUACUUGAAUAUUCCACAAAAAACAUGUUGCACUCAAUGUCUGUGACUCCCUCCUCCUUGUAUGUGACUCCUACAUGUAUCACAUUUGACAUUUGGUCCAGUUUGUUGUUUUUGAAAUGUGGCAGGGGUGGUUUUUUUUAAUGGUUUUAUUUAUUUGUUAAUAGUUGUAUUAUUUCAUAUUUUGAUGAAUACACUGUGAUAUUUGAUGUGAUGAGGAAGCCAGUGUCUCAGCCAGUCAAAGAUUUUGAUUUAUAACGUAUUUCUAAUUCCGCAUUCUCCAUAUGUGAUAAGUUAGCUGGGGUAGCUCCAACCUCGAUAACCACCGGCUUUCUCGUGUUCAAUCUUAGGAAAUAGCCUCAUUUCACCUGUGGGUAGUGCUAGUGGCCAAUACACUGAGCAAAUAAGAGGCAAAACAAUGCCAAUGAAAAUACUGUUUUACUAUAGCUAAUACUGAUGGCUACAUUUGAUUUGUAUAUUUAAAAAAAAAUAUCGUCUGUGGUAUGGUCAUUUUUCAACGACACAUCUUCAUUGGUACUUUCGGUUGGUUUCUCUGAGAUGCAGAACUCAAAGGAAAGCUUGUCACGGAGCAAAAUUGUUACUUUUUUCUGUAUGUCCUUUCUUGGGUUGUAGCCAUCUAUUUUCCCUUUAUUGACACUGGAAUAGUUGAUAAUAUCGUGAUGUAACUAUCAGCUCAUCUCACCAUUUGCGUAUUUAUUUUCAGAAUUUGUUUUAAUUUUGAUCCAAGAAGAAUAGGUUGGAUGUGCAUUAUAUAACGGUUAUUAGGCUAACACUUGAACUAGGCUCUCAAACAGUCCCUUGUUCUGCAUGCUGUCUCAACACUGGGACCUCCAUCUUUAAGGAGGUCAAAGAUGGAACAAAUUACUUUUUUGUCUCCUCGCUGCAUUCUAUUUGUGUUUUUCAUUUCGAUAUAGAGCGUGUAUACCAGUAAAUGUAUGUUGCUGGUACUGUGACAUUGGAAAGGAUAUACCACAGAUUGAGUAUUUUGGGGUCAAUCUGUCCUGGUAUUUCAUGAGCGCUUUGAGGAACAAAUGGUUGUCAAUAGAACCAAAUGUAAAAUAUUCUUGUCAAUGUUUUGGUCUGUUGUCAUGGGAAUUAGUUUUGUUAUAUCAAACAUACCUCUUCAAAAACCAUGUUAAACCAAUCUUUUCAGGAAUAGUUGGAAAAUGUGUACAUAUGGUAGGUGAUAUACAGUAAUAAAUACAAGUUUUUCUUAAUUUGA
This is a messenger RNA of Coregonus clupeaformis (lake whitefish), 3916 nucleotides long. RefSeq names its product activin receptor type-1B. Gene Ontology annotation, molecular function: ATP binding; activin binding; activin receptor activity, type I. The transcript is spliced from 10 exons. Lineage: Eukaryota; Metazoa; Chordata; Actinopteri; Salmoniformes; Salmonidae. Gene Ontology annotation, biological process: cellular response to growth factor stimulus; protein phosphorylation; nervous system development. Bases 294 to 1772 code for a protein of 492 amino acids. The record is from RefSeq and is a predicted model, not a curated record. Gene Ontology annotation, cellular component: plasma membrane; activin receptor complex.